This is a messenger RNA of Acaulospora morrowiae, 559 nucleotides long. The record is from the annotation of a GenBank genome assembly. NCBI's taxonomy places the organism in Eukaryota, Fungi, Glomeromycota, Glomeromycetes, Diversisporales, Acaulosporaceae.
CGAUAUUAUGGGCUUAAGACCUACAUCACAAUUUACAAACAUUAUUCCUGAAAGGCAUGUGAUGAAUUAUCAUAAAUACAUAUCCCGAGAAAGGAGUACAAAAAAAUUGGAAAGAAUCGAUCCAAAGUUUUUCAAGCUAAAAGAUACUUUAACUGAAUAUGUUGUGAACUUUGAAGAUCCGAAUUUAGUUCGAGUGCCCCCAUCAUCUUACAAAACUUCUUCUACUCAACUAACAACUUCACAAUGCCUAAAGCCAAGACCGCUAAAAAGGUUGCCAGUGCGUGUCCUUUCAAAUUUCUCCUACAAAAAGUUCUUUGGAGAGGACAGCCGACCUCCAACUCCACGUCAUUUCACGCUUUUUUUUGCUACUUCCAUACUCCACUUGCAAGCGUUUACUAUAGCGCGACUGUUCAUAUGUGGUAAAAGAAAACUUUCCCCUUAUAACGCUUUCAUGAAGUCCGAGUUACCAAAAGUCAAAGCCGAGAACCCGAACCUUGAACACAAGGCUGCCUUCAAGCUUGUCGCGGAGCGGUGGAAGAGUAGUUCUGAGAAUCCUAAG